UCUUUAACUGGACCGUGGCAGAUGGGUGGUGUGUAAAGGGGAAAAGCAAUAAAAGUGUGGUACGAAAGUGAAAACAACUAACGAGCCGCCAGCAAUCAGAUUCGAUAUAUUAAUAACCAACAACAGCAACGACAGCUGGGAAGCUCCAACUGGCAGGAGUCACACCUGCAAUCCAAUCAGAAAUGCAUAUAAUUCGAUUUAGCGGCGACCUCUCGCGUGCCGGAAUAGGAACAGACUGCCGUAUAAAAGGCAGGCGCCACCAAGGACAGCGCCCACAUUGGCAACAUGUUGUUGUGGAGUACGUGUGUGCUCUGGCUGCUAGCUGCCAGCCCAGAAGUCGCAUCUGAGGAUUCCCGCCGGCAGUGUGUCAGCUCUCGUCUGAUCGAACGACAUCGCUUGAAUCCCCAGCUCUAUGCUAGCUGUGAUAUGACGCGUUUUAGGCGUCGUGUGGAUGCGACAUUUCGUGGUAACCCGAAGCCGCGCGCCGAGCUAUUGGCCAACAAAUUUCUACCGUCCUAUAGCUUGGAGCAGACCAAUUCGUUAGUGGAGCUCGUCACCAAAAUAGCCAAAGAGUAUUUGGCCAAAUGCCCGCCGAUCAUCUACUACGACAGCACGGUGACCACGGCGAAUGAGCAUCUCUUGGAUAAACUGUUUAAGACCAUGCCAAUGACGUUUUAUCAUGGCAGCAUCAACGACAACUUCGAGCCGGGGAAUCCCAACUUCAAAAAUCACAUAGAUACCAACUGCAAGAGCUAUAUUCUGUUCCUAUCCGAGCCAGUGAUGGCACGCAAGAUUUUGGGCCCCCAGACGGACAGUCGAGUGGUCGUUGUCUCCAGCUCGUCACAGUGGAAGCUGCGUGACUUCUUGAGUUCGGAGUCGUCAUCGAAUAUCGUCAAUCUCUUGGUCAUUGGAGAAUCCUUGAUGUCAAGUCAUGAGCGCGUGAGUAUGCUCAUGCUUACGAGGUAG
This is a messenger RNA of Drosophila navojoa, 966 nucleotides long. RefSeq names its product Ionotropic receptor 21a (gene Ir21a). NCBI's taxonomy places the organism in Eukaryota, Metazoa, Arthropoda, Insecta, Diptera, Drosophilidae. Gene Ontology annotation, cellular component: membrane. The record is from RefSeq and is a predicted model, not a curated record. Gene Ontology annotation, molecular function: ligand-gated monoatomic ion channel activity.